AGUAGAAUCAAAGGAUCAGUGUGCUGCUGACUUAGUUCGUUGGUCUCUCUCCCUCUCAGCCUCCCUCUCUCUCUCUCGCUCUCAGGCUUUCAUUCCAUCACACAGCUCCAACGCCCUGCGCUAAUCAUGGAUCAUUUCCUCGGAACAUGGCUACUGAAGACGAGCGAGAACUUUGAUGAAUACAUGAAGGAGCUCGGGGUGGGCUUCGCCACGCGGAAGAUAGGGAACACAACUAAGCCCACCCUCAUCAUCGCUGCGGACGGUGACAAGAUCCAGGUCAAGACCCAGAGCUUGUUAAAGAGCACCGAGAUCAACUUCAAACUGGGCGAGGAGUUUGAUGAGACCACAGCCGAUGACCGCAAGGUCAAGUCUGUGGUGACGUUGGAUGACGGAAAGCUUGUGCACGUGCAGAAGUGGGAUUCUAAGGAGACAUCCCUGGUGAGGACAGUCGAUGGAAACAAACUCACACUGACUCUGACUUUUGGUAACACUGUGAGCACACGCCACUAUGAGAAGGCUGAAUGAAAGAUCCUGGAGCCCUAACCCUCCCCUGCCCCUCAGCCAUCAGAGGACAAGGUCCCGUCCUUGGGUCCAACACUCUGCUAUGGGUGUCCUCUUCCCUCCCCACCCCAAACUCUUUUUACUGCCACCUUCUGUCUGAACACUGAAUAAAUACUAAAUACAAACUCUC
Messenger RNA from Anguilla rostrata (American eel), 691 nucleotides. It is a transcript of the gene fabp3, whose product is annotated as fatty acid binding protein 3, muscle and heart. Gene Ontology annotation, biological process: fatty acid transport. The record is from RefSeq and is a predicted model, not a curated record. The transcript has 4 exons. Lineage: Eukaryota; Metazoa; Chordata; Actinopteri; Anguilliformes; Anguillidae. Bases 127 to 525 code for a protein of 132 amino acids. Gene Ontology annotation, cellular component: cytosol; nucleus. Gene Ontology annotation, molecular function: fatty acid binding.